Molecule: messenger RNA, 327 nt
Organism: Diplodia corticola
Lineage: Eukaryota; Fungi; Ascomycota; Dothideomycetes; Botryosphaeriales; Botryosphaeriaceae
Exons: 2
Coding region: 1-327 (108 amino acids)
Source: RefSeq, a predicted model, not a curated record
AUGAACGCCCACGCCAUGGACUCGGACUUGUCUUCCGGCGUCGUUUCGCACGGAGGGAAGCGGUUCUACUGCUGUGAAUGCGGCUUUGGACCCAUGGAAGAACAGCUGUACGCUCAGUGCAUCGGCUGCAACUGGCACCAGCCGUGCGCCAAUUGCACUUGGGAGUCCCUCGACACCGAAAGCGCCCCUGAUGGCCACGUCUUUUGCGGUUCCAGGGAAAACAAGUUUCACGGCGGUCGUCGCGAAACUAUGAUCAUCGGAAAUGUCUCUACCCACAACGUCCAUGCGCGACUUCCUGAGGAAGAACUCGGCGGAGCUUCCCAGUAG